Molecule: messenger RNA, 1650 nt
Organism: Penicillium waksmanii
Lineage: Eukaryota; Fungi; Ascomycota; Eurotiomycetes; Eurotiales; Aspergillaceae
Product: putative glutamyl-tRNA(Gln) amidotransferase subunit A
Exons: 7
Coding region: 1-1650 (549 amino acids)
Source: RefSeq, a predicted model, not a curated record
AUGACCGUCCAAAACUGGCAAAUCCAAGCGCAAAAAGGCAAAGACCUUUUGGAGAGCUCAGUGCCCAAACAAUGGCUUGCACCUGCUGACCAACUGCCGCCUGUUACACAGAAAAAUGUAACCGACUUUCCGAGGAAGAGCGGACUUUUGACCGAUCGGGAGCUCGGAAUCACGGAGCUAUCGGCAACCGAAUUGACAAGCGGAAUGGGAAAGGGGGAAUUGACAGCCGAGGAAGUAGUUGUGGCCUUUCUCAAGCGGUCUGUCUUGGGACAUCAGCUGCUAAACUUCGCGACGGAGUUCCUGGCCGAGGAGGCAAUCGCUCGAGCUAAGGAACUGGAUGAAUUUUAUAAGGCGAAUGGAAGACUUAUUGGGCCUCUUCAUGGUGUGCCUAUCAGUGUGAAAGAACAUAUCGGUUUCAAAAAUAAGACCUGUCAUACCGGCUAUGUCGCAUGGGUUGAUAGAGUCACAACUCAAGAUGCACACCUUCUCCAAUUGCUAUCUAAGGCUGGUGCAGUCUUUCAUGUUCGCACCAAUCAGCCACAAGCACUAAUGCAUCUUUGCUCCGAGAAUAAUAUCACUGGGAAAACCUUGAACCCUCACAACCGUACAUUAACACCCGGUGGCUCCUCCGGCGGCGAAGGUGCCGCCGUAGGUUUCCGGUGCUCACCACUUGGAAUCGGUACUGAUAUCGGUGGCUCGAUUCGAGGCCCAGCUGCCUUUUGCGGUGGCUAUGGCUUCAAACCUACGUCGAUGCGUAACCCGACGGUGGGAAUUGAAGUUGCUGCUGUCGGACAAGAGUCAAUCCAUGGGGUGGUGGGCCCAAUGGGUCCAGCUUCAAUCGAAGACUUGGAACUUUUCCAAAAGGCCAUAAUUGACCAGGAGCCCUGGAACGAUGAGACAUCGUUAGUGCCUCUGCCCUGGAAGACUGUCACUCCGACCCGAGAUAUCACCGUUGGCAUUAUGUGGGAUGAUGGUGUUGUUCGUCCUCAUCCUCCUGUCACUCGUGCCCUUCAAUUCGCGAAGGAGAAGCUGGUUGCAGCUGGGAUCAAAGUUGUCGACUGGGAGCCCUAUAAGCAUGCUUAUGCGUGGGAUGUCAUCUCCGCACUAUAUUAUCCCGAUGCUGCUGGCCUGCAGCGCGAGAUGCUUCGCAAAUCCGGCGAGCCAGCGCUCCCGCUGAGCGAGUGGGCCUUUUCAUACGGACGCCCCAACCCGCUCACUCAUCAUGAAACCUGGAAACUGCAAUUGGAGCGCGACAUUUACCGUGACGAAUAUAACGCGCUUCUCAAGAGCCGUGGUGUUGACUUCAUCAUCUCGCCUAACUACUCCGGAGUCGCUGCUGUGAUGGGCGAGUCACACUACUGGAACUACACCGCAAUCUGGAACUUGUUGGAUCUUCCGGCUGUGACUCUCCCUUCAGGCUUGAAGGUUGAUCCGAAGCUAGAUGCCUUGACAGAAGACCACAAAAACUAUACCCCUCGUAAUGAGGCAGAUGAGCGAGAGUGGGAAAAGUACGAAGGCCCGGAGAGAUAUGAGGACGCGCCUAUUGCACUGCAGAUUGCUGGGCGACACUUCAAGGACGAGGAGACAUUGGCUGCCUCCAAAAUUCUGGAAGAAAUCAUCAGGGAUGGAAAGAAGGGAGUUGCUGUUUGA